This is a messenger RNA of Scedosporium apiospermum, 243 nucleotides long. RefSeq lists its product as uncharacterized. The record is from RefSeq and is a predicted model, not a curated record. Lineage: Eukaryota; Fungi; Ascomycota; Sordariomycetes; Microascales; Microascaceae. The transcript has 2 exons. Bases 1 to 243 code for a protein of 80 amino acids.
AUGGUACAGUUCAAGACCUCCUUCUUGUCUACCCUUCUUCUCGAUCCCAUCCAACCCGAAGAUUUGCACUUCCGCUAUCUCACCUCGACCACCACGCAUGCGGUAUCCCCAUACAUUGCUAAAGUCACUUCUUCGGUUGCCCCCAAGACUCGAAAGAAGGACGAGUUCGAAACGGUCGAGCGCUACGAAAACCCUUCGGAAGACCCCUCGGAAGCUUUUGGUGUCCCGGCUGGCCAGAGCUAG